UGUAGUAGCACAGUGAAAGCGGGUAGAGUAGGCUAUCACUGCACGGACUACAUAGCUACACUUUUCUGUCAUUCAUAACUUUCUGGAAAUGAAAUUUAUAAGUUAAACUUGAAGACUAAAUCCAGCCCAAAAUGACGGUGGACUUUGAAGAAUGUGUGAAAGAUUCACCCCGGUUCAGGGCAAACAUUGAUGAAGUGGAGACGGAGGUGGUAGAGAUUGAAGCUAAACUAGAUAAGCUGGUGAAGCUAUGCAGUGGGAUGAUCGAAGCAGGGAAGGCGUAUGUCAGCGCCAACAAACUCUUUGUGAACGGGAUCCGGGACCUGUCCCAACAAUGCAAGAAGGAUGAGAUGAUCUCGGAGUGCCUGGAAAAGUGUGGGGAGAGCCUCCAGGAAAUAGUCAACUACCACAUGAUUCUGUUCGAUCAAGCCCAGAGAUCUGUGAAGCAGCAGCUGCACAACUUUGUGAAAGAGGAUGUCCGUAAAUUCAAGGAGACCAAGAAGCACUUUGACCGCAUGCGUGAGGACAUGGAGAUAGCCCAGGUGAAGAACGCCCAGGCUCCCAGGAACAAACCCCAUGAGGUGGAAGAGGCCACCGGAACACUCAGUAUCACCAGGAAGUGCUUCAGACACCUGGCCCUCGACUACGUACUUCAGAUCAACGUCCUUCAAGCAAAGAAGAAGUUUGAGAUCCUAGAUGCUAUGCUGUCCUUCAUGCACGCCCAGUACUCCCUCUUUCAGCAGGGCUACAAUCUGCUGGAUGAGAUUGACCCCUACAUGAAGAAGCUGGCUGCUGAGUUGGAUCAGUUGGUGAUUGAUUCGGCCAUGGAGAAGAGGGAUAUGGAACACAAGCACGCCAUUAUACAGCAGAGGACCCUCAUGCAGGACUUCUCGUAUGACGACUCGAAAGCAGAGUUGUUCAACGUAGACGCGCCCAAUGGCGUGGUGAUGGAGGGGUACCUGUUUAAGAGGGCCAGCAACGCCUUUAAGACGUGGAACAGGCGGUGGUUCUCCAUCCAGAACAGUCAGCUGGUCUAUCAGAAGAAGCUGAAGGAUUCCCUGACGGUGGUGGUGGAGGACCUCAGGCUGUGCUCUGUCAAGCCUUGUGAGGACAUUGAGAGGAGGUUCUGCUUCGAGGUUGUCUCCCCCAACAAGAGCUGUAUGCUGCAGGCGGAGUCAGAGAAGCUUCGGCUAGCCUGGAUCCAAGCAGUGCAGGCCAGCAUUGCCUCAGCAUACAGGGAGAGCCCAGACUACCACUACAUUGAGUGUCUGGACAGGACAGCCUCACCUUCCGUCAGCAGUAUCGACUCGGCCAGCGAGCCUCGGGAACGCAGUGUCAGAGGGGAGACCAUCCUGCACCGUAUACAGUGUCUCUCGGGCAACGAGUAUUGCUGUGAUUGUGGCCAGGCCGACCCACGCUGGGCCUCCAUCAACCUGGGCAUCCUACUCUGCAUCGAGUGCUCCGGCAUCCACAGGAGUUUGGGGGUUCACUGCUCCAAGGUGCGCUCUCUAACGUUGGACUCAUGGGAACCUGAGUUACUAAAGCUGAUGUGCGAGCUGGGAAACAGUGUCAUCAACCACAUCUAUGAAGGAGCAUGUGAGGCGCAGGGCCUGAAGAAACCAGGGCCCUCAAGUUCCAGGCAGGAGAAGGAGGCAUGGAUCAAAUCAAAGUAUGUGGAGAAGAAGUUCCUGAAGAAGUUGGGGGCCACAGAGGUGCUUGUGAACGGCGGGCGGAAGUCGGAGCGCCGGUGGAGUGUGAAGAAGUGGCGGAGACACAACAGCGCCACCACAGUGCCCAAGACCCGACGGAAAUACCGUCAGGAGCCGGGCAGCGCCUCCCCUGCCACCCUCUCCUCAGUCGCUUCAGCUCUAGAGAGAAAGUUCCGACGAGAGUCACUGUUUUGUCCAGACGAGCUGGACAAUCUCUUCUCUUACUUCGACACAGGAUCUGGGCCUCGUAGCCCUGCAGGUCUGAGCAGUGACAGUGGCCUGGGCGGCAGUACAGACGGCAGCACAGACAUCCUGGUGUUCGGCUCAGUGGUGGACAGUGUCACAGAGGAGGAGUGUGAGGUGUCGGAGGACUCUAGCGGAGAGGCUGAGAUGGAGCCUGAGCCUGAGACCCAGUCGGACCCAGAGGAUGGGCGUGAGCUCCACCCUGGGGCGCUGCUCUACAAGGCUUCCAUGGCACGCAACCUGCCCAUCAUGGCUGAGGCGCUGGCCCACGGGGCUGACGUCAACUCCGUCAACGACGAGGAUGAUGGCAAGAGCCCACUCAUACAGGCAGUGAUUGGGGGCUCUUUGAUAGCCUGUGAGUUCCUGCUCCAGAAUGCAGCUGACGUCAACCAAAGUGACGCAAGGGGGAGGGGGCCACUACACCACGCCACAUAUCUGGGACACACAGGGCAGGUGUGUUUGUUCCUGAAGAGAGGAGCCACGCAGAACGACGGGGACGAGGAUGGCCAGGACCCUCUGAGUAUCGCUGUGCAGGCAGCCAACGCAGACAUCGUCACCUUGUUGCGUCUGGCCAGGAUGAACGAGGAGAUGCGGGAGUCGGAGGGACCGUUCGGCCAGCCAGGUCAAUACCCAACCAGCAGCCCCACUGAACAGCAGUAUAAGAAAUGCAUACAAGAGUUUAUCUGUCUCCACAUAGCUGAGUGCUAGAAGUCAGUCACAAUACCUAGUCCUGGUCCAAUUAAUCAAGCUUUCCCAUCAGGUGAUGGUUGGAGGGGAAGCCAAUAGUAUACCAGGACUGUGGCAGGCCUGUCUGGAAUCUUGUACAGGAAGGGACGUUGUCCAAAACACACCUUUCUUUAUCAGAUUCCCCACAGGCUGCUGUCUGUGUUCUACUAGACAACGUAGCAGCUAACUAACAUUGUUCAAACGAGGCCGCACCAGAAUUUGCCAACUACUAUUCCCUCAGGUUCAUCAACGGUAUAGGAUGUCAGUAUUCUUAACUCUAUCAUGAUGUCAAACUGUACUGUUGACUUAAUGGCUAAAUUUGCUCAGAGUUAGAUCAUUUGUCAACAAAUGGUUAGGGACCAACUUUUUUUAAUCGACUUCAUAAGUUCAUUUAAAUCAUCGUUACUAUACCAUCUGUACCCUACUUAAUUAAUUCAGCUGCUCUUUAUUCAUUUGGAGAGGGGAGAGGUGUUUGCUUGUGGUCUUCAAGGUAGAGUGGUGUGCUCCAAACCAAAGACCAAAUUAGGCCAAUAUGUUGCACAUAACUAUCAUCAAGCUACCUGCUCAUGUAAAAAUACCAGAUCGGCAUAUGGUAGUCUUGUCAAGGGUAUACUAUAAAAACAGACCUUAUUCAAUACCUUCAUUUUAAGGCCUGUAAGUCGUUGUCUUUAUAUCUAGUCAGUUAUUACAAACUUAUGAAUUCUGCUCCGGCUGUGUUGUGGCAUGAGGUGGUUCUUUAGUACACACACAUUGUUUUGAAAAGGGGUGAUUAGAAGGGAUAACAAUGAACUGUGAUUGAGACUAGAUGAUAGAUGAUAUGUCAUUAAUGUGUACUUGUCUUGAUUGAGACACUUUAAAGUAAAGCUUUUACAUGGAAUCUAAAGCGACAUUAUGCACUUUUCCUACCAACAAUGAUUUAAUUUCUUUUUGGCAUUUUCAUUUAGUAGUGUAGGUUUUUACCUUCAUUUAUGAACUGCCCAUAGCAAUAGUGCAAUGAUAAUUUAAAUACAGAUAAUGGUAUUUUUUUAAACUGGAUAUAUUUUGUUAGAUUUUAUUUUCCUGAGCACUCACACACAAGGUCACUUAACCUUUACUGUCAUUUCUUCAUGUCUCUUUUUGGAAAAGACAACCACAACUCACCAUCUUAUAAUAGAAACCUUACACACUGCGAUGAGACUGACCUUUUUAAUAUAAUAUUAAAACUGACAUGUAUUUGUAUAUGUUUGUAUCAUGGCUAUACAGUAUUAGAUUAGUUGUGGGUUUCUUGGUUGAAUAGUGCGUGGGUUGCUGUUGCCCAGGUCUUUCAAAACCCUGUUGGUUUUCUUUACUUCAUUCAUCUGUGUAUGUUAAUAUUUGAUAUAUUGUUCAAAGAAAAUCAUAACUGUGUAAUGUGCUGCCAAAUCAUGAGAACUGUACAAAAUAAGACAUUGUAGAGGUUAGAUCUGUAGUCUAUGGUCAAACUGAACCAGAUAUAUUGAUAGGAUACCCCAUAACAUACAGGCAUAGUUGCCCAUUGAAUUUGACAGGCCAUUUAGAACAGGAGAGAAAGCUUGGUCUAUGCAAAACAUGCUAGCUCCCCUGAAUACCAACAGAAUACCCCCUGCUAUGUAAGCAAGGCCUGUGUACACACUUCACCUGAUGUGUGUACACAGUCAGAGGGUGACCACAGUCCUCCAUGUUUACCUUGAUACUGUGCAGUUGCUUACUGACCUAACCACAUGUAUACAUCAUGUUCCAGAGCUGAAAUAAUCUUGAUCAGGAAAUUACAUUAGUUGUCCUUGCUGUAGGCUAGUAACAACUGAGGUUUUGGCAUUGCGUUUGGGUUGCUUGAGUUUACUUCAAGCCAAAGACCACAUUACUUUCUUCAAGUCAUUUAUGAGCAGAAAAUAAGUAAGCAGUAAAAAAUAUGAAACUUUCGAAUAUGUCUAUUAAAAUGACUGUUAUACUAUCAAUUUCAUUCUAGUUUUGGCUUCUACUGUGCAGUACAUCAUGAUGAAAAGAGUAGAAGUAGAUUAUAUUAGACUCAAUGAAAGAUCUGGGGACCAAUGUUUUGACCAAACAAUGCCAAUGAUUUGCAUCAAACCACUAAAGGUUUACAUAUUGUACAAUACAGUGUAUCGGAGUCAGUGGAUUGACUAAACCAUAGGUUGUCUAGGUGACUGCUAUGCUGUAAAUAGGCAAAACAAGUAUUACUACUUAAAACUGCUUGCUUGAAACAUGCAACUUUUAACUUUCCUGUAUUUUUGUUUUUGUUUCUGACUAAUUACCUCUGUACAUGUUCUUUGUAUAUUGUUAGAGAACACGCGUCUCUGAAUAUCUUUGUGUAACUUACACCACUGCUACCUUUUUAUGUUCAUUUCCUUUUCCUAAUGUCUUCUAAAAUUAGGAAAUACUGAAAAUAAAUGGAAGAUGUGACUCA
Coregonus clupeaformis (lake whitefish) is the source of this 5094-nucleotide messenger RNA. Its product is annotated as arf-GAP with coiled-coil, ANK repeat and PH domain-containing protein 3. The coding region runs from base 132 to 2657 and encodes 841 amino acids. The transcript has 23 exons. The record is from RefSeq and is a predicted model, not a curated record. Gene Ontology annotation, cellular component: cytoplasm. Gene Ontology annotation, molecular function: protein binding; GTPase activator activity. NCBI's taxonomy places the organism in Eukaryota, Metazoa, Chordata, Actinopteri, Salmoniformes, Salmonidae.